Molecule: messenger RNA, 1467 nt
Organism: Cottoperca gobio
Lineage: Eukaryota; Metazoa; Chordata; Actinopteri; Perciformes; Bovichtidae
Product: SOSS complex subunit C-like
Exons: 4
Coding region: 437-730 (97 amino acids)
Biological process (GO): DNA repair
Cellular component (GO): SOSS complex; nucleus; nucleoplasm
Source: RefSeq, a predicted model, not a curated record
CAGUUCUUUUUUUAGGUAAUACUUUCAGCAUGCUCGUUUGCUCGCUUUUUGGGGCUUUUCUCUUGGUCUAUUUUGAUAACGCUUUUGGUUACCGGAAAAAGAAGCAGAGUGAAACCUCCAGAAGUUACUCUUAUCUUUCCCACUUAGCUGAAAUACCGGUACUUGUUUCAGGAGGCAAAAUGCGACUCAUCAACCGUACAUAAGCAAGAGUUUUAUCGUUAUUUUUAACUUUCAGUUACUGUAACAACAGUAAGUUCUGUGUAGUUUAUCCAGGUCCAGUUUAAGUGACAUUUACCACCCAGGGGGACUUUUAUCGUUGUCCGUUAUCCACCAGUGCAACAUUAGCUGGGCGGAAGGAAACACACACAAAUAAACCAUUAAUAGAAUCCUUUCUGUAGUUUGAUAUUUUGACCUGCCUCCUGCUACCUGCGGCGACAUGGCUACUAAUCCUCCAGGACAAGCCUUCCCGAAUAAGGCACGGGUGGCGAUCCUGGCCGAGCUGGAGAAAGAGAGGAGACGGCUGAUGAGCACUCCUGGAGCCAGCAUUUCGCUGUCCAGACCGAAUCUGAAGGAGUUUAGGGACAACGCAGAACAGCAGCACAUCGCUGCCCAGCAGAAAGCUGCCCUGCAGCAUGCACACACACACUCAUCGGGCUUCUUCAUCACUCAGGACUCCUCGUUCGGGAACCUCAUCCUCCCCGUCAUUCCGCGCCUGGAGCCUGAGUCUUGACCUUUUUACCUCUUGUCCUUGUCCUCCUGCUGCCCCUCUGUGAGACAAAGCUUUCAAACAACACACAUGCACGUCUCUCCCAGUUUCUCUCUUUUAAGUCUUUGAUUAAUGGACAGUUGUUUGUCAUGUUGUAAACGGUCUCAGGGGAGUGUGAAUCUGUCAUUUUUACAUUUUCCAGACCAACAGGCUGCUGAGUUUAGGGAAGCUUUCAAAACAGUCGGAAGAAGAUUCCAGAUCGCUGUGAAACAUCCUGUGAGGUCGUGCAGGGGCUAAAAGAAACUGUACAGAAACACUGUAAAUGCUCUCCCGCUCUGUUGCGUUUCACUGAACUAGUGAACAUCUUGUCAGGGUUUUUACAUUAAUGGAUUUGUAUCGAUAUUUGGAUAAUAAAAGUGUUACAUUCAAUAUUUAUUGAAUUUCAGGUUUUAUUUUUGCAAGUAUAAAUAAAGGGGCCAGAAUAUCCAAAUGCAAAGUCCAUGGUUAUGUUCACAUUAUAGGGUUUUAUGAUUGCCCCUGAUUUAUUUCCCCCUUGCUUCUGAUCUUUGCUUCUUGACCUCUUACUUCUAUGUUUUAAAGUGAUCCAUAUUAAAAAGGAAAAAAUAUUCCAACCAUGUUCGUGAGGAAGGCAAGUGUGCCGAUACGUGUCGCUGUCUUUGGCCCAUAUUUAUUAAAGGCUUUAUAUUUUUAACGGUCCACUUGAGUGCCUGAAACUGUAUUUUGUUAUACCCCCCCCCCAU